AUGGCGGCGGUGAGGCGAGGAAGGACGUCGGUUGUUUUGUCGUCUGUCUCCUUACAGAUUCUUUUCUAUUUAAAUGGAGUGUAUUAUAUAUUUUAUUUCUUGGCAACCCUAUUGAUGAUUAUUUAUAAAAGCCAAGUUUUCAGUUAUCCAAAUAAUUUCUUGGCUCUUGAUCUUCUAUUGCUGUUCCUUAUGGCCAUUUUAGAAUCAGUCCGACUAUACCUUGGUACUAAAGGGAACCUGACGGAAGAAGAAGCUCCCCUGGGGGUCAGUCUUGUUAUAUCUGUUGGCAGUGUAAUUCUGUCUGUCUACUUUUUGGUGUGGCAGACUUAUGUCCUAAGAGCAGAUGUCAUUAUUAAUGCCGUGCUGCUUGUUACAUACGGGCUUGAAGGAAUUCUACAGAUCAUCGCUAUUGCAGCAUUCGUCCGCUAAAUC
This is a messenger RNA of Gekko japonicus, 432 nucleotides long. RefSeq names its product transmembrane protein 80 (gene TMEM80). Gene Ontology annotation, biological process: non-motile cilium assembly. The record is from RefSeq and is a predicted model, not a curated record. Gene Ontology annotation, cellular component: ciliary transition zone. The coding region runs from base 1 to 429 and encodes 142 amino acids. NCBI's taxonomy places the organism in Eukaryota, Metazoa, Chordata, Lepidosauria, Squamata, Gekkonidae. The transcript has 5 exons.